AUGGACGUGGGCGCGGCCGACUUUGAGGCGAAGCUGCCGGGGCUGCGGGAGCUCGUCCUCGCCUGCGACUUCGUCUGUUUGGAUAUGGAAUUCACGGGCUUGCAUUCAGCAUUUUCACCAGGUGGACAGCCCAGUCUCUAUGAUUACCCCGCCGAGUGGUACCAGAAAGCUAGACGGAGCGUUCAGCAAUUCACAGUGUGUCAGCUUGGGUUGUCCAUAUUUUCUAGUGAAAAUUCAAACAAGUAUACAGCACAUUCUUAUAACUUUUUCCUCUUCCCUGCAACAUUUGGCCAAAUGGAUUCUGAAUUCUCUUUCCAAGCAUUUAGUAUUAAGUUCCUGACUCACUAUGGUUUUGACUUCAACAAGUUUCUUAAGGAUGGGAUCCCAUACAUGAACGAAGCACGAGAAAAGAAACUCCAGCAAGAGCUUCUUUCUGGUGACUGGAUUGUCCACAGUGUCACGGAUAAGGACAAGCUGAAAGAAGUGAUUGAUAAAGUAACAUGCUGGGUUUCGUCAGCAGAAGAGGGAGAGUCUAUGGUUCUGCAUGACAUAUAUGGUUUCCAGAUGUUUGAGAUACAGCUGGUUUUAAGAAAAGCUCUCCAAGAUAUUUGGACAGUCCCUUUGGGAAGUCAAGAAGUAAUGGUGAAGAAGAUAAGUCCACGAAGUCGCUGGCUGCUAGAAAACACUUUUUAUGACUCUUGCCAAAGAGAGCAAAUUCUUCUCUCAGCAAGGGGUUUUACCAAUCUUUUCCAGACACUUGUGAAGGCCAAAAAGCCAUUGGUGGGACACAAUAUGCUGAUGGAUCUUCUGCAUCUACAUGACAAAUUUUACAACCCCCUUCCUGAGGUCUAUGAGGAGUUUAAAAAGAACAUACACAUCCUGUUUCCUAUUCUUAUAGACACCAAGAAUGUAGCAAAAGCCAUCUGGAAGGAAUGUCAGUUUCCUCAAGCUUCUAAUCUCUUGGAGGUGUUUGAAGUGCUGUGCAGUGACAUGAAUCCCACAAAUGCUUCUUGUCCAGAGGUUUUUCAUGCAAGUGACUGCCUCAGAUAUGCAACAAAGAAGUCUCCUCACGAGGCCGCCUAUGAUGCCUUUCUCUGUGGAUCAGUUCUUCUGAAAACAGCUCAUUUGCUCCUUUGUAGAAUCUCUUGUGAUCCAGGAAGGACUUCCUCCUCAUUUUCUCAGUACCUUGAUGUAUUGGCUGCAUAUGUGAACCAGGUGAACCUUGUCCGAGCUCGUGUUCAUAAAAUUAACUUUUCUGGCAUGGAUGACUGUACAAACCGUCCACCACUUCUGAUAGCUAAUGUUCGGGGGUGGCCUGGAGUGACUGCAGAGCAGAUAUAUCAGGAGUUAAGAAUCCACUGCAGAUUUGAUGUGCAACCGCUCAGAAAGAACCAGUUUCUCUUGUUCGGCAAUAAAUUUAAAGAUGUCAAGUUGGUUUUGAAAGUAUAUAAAACUCAUCCCAACCUGGAGAUUUCUCUCUAUCACCACUGGAGGCAUUCAACGCAAGUAAACUGCUUCCUUCAAAUUUCUGGCAUUGUAGCCUCCUGGUCUCUCCUCGCUUUUCUACUAGGCGGUUCUUCAAGUUGUGCAUUGUAAAAGAUCUGCUGGAAAACCA
Messenger RNA from Euleptes europaea (tarantolino), 1615 nucleotides. RefSeq names its product PARN like ribonuclease domain containing exonuclease 1 (gene PNLDC1). The record is from RefSeq and is a predicted model, not a curated record. Bases 1 to 1596 code for a protein of 531 amino acids. Lineage: Eukaryota; Metazoa; Chordata; Lepidosauria; Squamata; Sphaerodactylidae. Gene Ontology annotation, biological process: nuclear-transcribed mRNA poly(A) tail shortening. Gene Ontology annotation, molecular function: poly(A)-specific ribonuclease activity; RNA binding. Gene Ontology annotation, cellular component: endoplasmic reticulum; cytoplasm. The transcript has 19 exons.